Neoarius graeffei (lesser salmon catfish) is the source of this 533-nucleotide messenger RNA. Its product is annotated as solute carrier family 49 member 4-like. Lineage: Eukaryota; Metazoa; Chordata; Actinopteri; Siluriformes; Ariidae. The coding region runs from base 135 to 533 and encodes 132 amino acids. Gene Ontology annotation, cellular component: intracellular membrane-bounded organelle; membrane. The transcript has 2 exons. The record is from RefSeq and is a predicted model, not a curated record.
UCUGGAAGCUGUGAUCAGCUGUUGUUUACGUGCCGGCUGGUGAGGACAUGUCUGUGUAGUGUUCCUUCCUUCCCGUCCGUUGUCUCACUUCAUUACACGAUACAAAGAGAAGUGAUUGGGUUCGAGUCGGUCCAAUGGGUGCCGUGAAGAGCACCGAGAGAGAGAGGGAGCCGCUGCUCGGGCCGAGCCACGCCGAAGCGAGGGUCCAGCCGGUGAUCAGCAGCGGCAGGGUGUACAGGAGAAGAUGGCUGGUGUUAACCGUGUUCUCAAUGCUCGCCUUUUUACAAGGGAUGGUGUGGAACACAUGGGGCCCCAUCCAGAACUCUGCCAAGCAUGCUUUCGGCUUCUCAGCUACGGACAUUGCUGUUUUAGUCAUUUGGGGUCCUGUGGGCUUCUUCCCGUGGCUCUUGUUUGUGUGGCUGAUGGACAAGAAAGGAUUGCGUGCCUCUCUGCUGCUCACAGUCUUCUUCAUGGUGUUGGGCUCCGCUCUGCGCAGUAUCCCGCUCUCAAACCUGCAGCUCAGACGCUGGUAA